This is a messenger RNA of Bursaphelenchus okinawaensis, 2761 nucleotides long. NCBI's taxonomy places the organism in Eukaryota, Metazoa, Nematoda, Chromadorea, Rhabditida, Aphelenchoididae. The record is from the annotation of a GenBank genome assembly.
AUGUUAUAUUCUAUAACAGCGGCAGCUUCACGAGUAAGUAUUCUAUUGUAAUUUUGUUGUUUUAGGCUGAUUUGCUGUUGGAACUAUGGAUAAUGUUUAAAAAAUUGGAAAAAUUAUAUAUUUUUUACUGGUAUAUAGUGAAUUUAUAGUUUGCAGAGUAUUUAGCUUUAAAUUCCAUAGUUUUACGAGUAAAUUGUUGUUGCUAAAAACUUAAAAAAUGUUUUUUUAUACUACUAUUGAAAUCUAAAAUUAUAUUAUUUUGAUAUUUGUCUGCUUUCAGGGCUGUCGCAAGUACAUGGAAGAUAGGAUAUCGAUAGAAGUCACUCGCAAUGCAGAAAAACAGAUUGAUGGUAUUUUUGUAGCAGUUCUGGAUGGUCAUGGUGGGCCCGAGGCUUCGUCUUACGUAAAACAACAUUUAUGGUCUACAAUACGAGAUUCUGAAGGCUUUGACUCAGACGACGAUGACAUGGUGUUAAAAGCUAUGAAGUCGGCGUUCUUACAGAUUCACGAAGAAAUGAAGGAUGUUCAUUCUACAUGGCCUUCCAGAGCCAAUGGGUUUCCAUCAACGGCUGGGACUACAGUGAGCUGUGCUCUGAUAAGGAAUGGGAAGAUCUACACAGCCCAUUGCGGGGAUUCUCGGAUUGUCAUGGUUAGAGAGACGUCAAUGGGUAUGCUUUUAUAAGUUCUGUUUUGUGCUUUUAGGAUUUGCAAACGUUAUUAUGCUAAAAGCGACGAUUUAUUGCACUUUUAUGCAAUUUUUGUCGAAAAAUCGAUAAAUUAGGUAUAAAAGGUAACUUUACAUCUAAAUUCAGGUUUUUCCCACACCGACCUGACAGCCGAUCACAAGCCAGAAGAUCACAAGGAAUUAGCUCGGAUCGAACGGGAUGGAGGCAGUGUUUCACGGGUUUCGAUAGUACCACGGGUAAUGUGGGUACGGCGACAUGUCGAUCGUACCGAAUCCGUGCCAUUCUUAUCGAUUGCACGAUCACUAGGGGAUUAUUGGUCAUAUGUACCUAGCACAAUGAAGUAUGCAGUGUCUCCGGAGCCGGAUGUUGAUGUUCGUCCGGUGACAGCGAUGGAUAGAUAUUUGGUUUUGAUUACAGAUGGUAUUACGCAUGUCAUAAAGUCGUCACAAAUUGCAGAUUACAUGUGGGAGUGUCAUCCUGGGGUUAGGAACGUAAGUUUUUGGUUGUUAUGAAUGUUUCAGUUUGUUUUUAUACCUAAACUUAUAUGUUUUCAAGGUAAACGUAUUUUAGCGAUAAUUUAAAAAUUUUACUUUUUUGUGAUAAAUAUGUUAUUUAAUUUUGAUAUAUUAAUUAUGUUUGUUUUAGAAUAGAAUUAAGAAUCCAGCUAGAUUUCUCUUACAAAAAACUAUUGUUGGAUGGAAGAACUUGAAAAGCGAUAAUAUGUCAAUACUAUGCGUAUCAGUAAGUCUUUAAUUUAUUUUUGAAUUUUAGGUACUAAAGCCAUUCAAAUUAAAUUCUACGCUGAUUUUACUAUUGUUAGAGUAAAAAAAGUGUUGGUUCGAAUUUUUAAAGUUUAGUUAUCUUAAAAGAUGAAUAGGUUUCUACUUUGUUGUCUAGAAUCUUGGAUUUGAUUUUAAAAUAUCGCAUUGUAAUGUAAAUUUACAAUACAGUCAUUUUCUUACCUUCCUUAACAUUUUUAGUUCCACAACAAGUCGCGUGAUCCGUACGCAUCUCUUCCGUCAUCACAUGAGCCUACAAGUAUGGAUGUGCCGUUAGAACAUUAUCUCACAGCUUCGCCAAGGUCGAUAGCGUUGGUCUCACACCAAUCUCAUCGUUAUGUCAACCCCGAGCAGGACUCGUUGUUCAUAAGAGUGAAUCCAUACGAGGUAGUAGAGAAUUUCAAAGGGCCCGGAUUUGCGGAUCUGACGGAGUCAGAUGAAGAGGACGAAGAUGAAGAUAUCGAAGAAGUGUCAGAUUUUGUAUUGGAACGACAUUCAAUCAGGAUGGAAAGAGAAACCAGCAUUAAUGGAGGUAUGAAAGGCAUUGUCUUGAAUUUUUAAAGGAUUUUUUUUAUUUUUUGGGCAAUUUUUAGUAAAAAAUUCGGUUUUUGGUCGUUUUUAUCAGGUAUUAUGUUAUGUUUAAGCCUAAAGCUUUUAAAUUUGUAAUAAUAUCUGUUUGCAUGGCUUAGAUUUAUUUUUAAAAGAUAUAAAAAUGCUUGUUUUGUAGAUGAAUUUGAUGUAAUCGACGAGUUUGACGAAGAGAUUGUGCGCAGUUUGGAAGCGGCCGGGCCUAAUGCUGCUCAUCAACCAGUACGGGUACUGAAUGUGCACUCAGAACGUCGACAUUACCUCAUGAACGGCUCACUAAACGGCGAAGUGAAAGAGAAAACGGUCGAAGUAACAAAGCUGGACUUUGAGAAAUCGGAAGAGUUGGAUUCGGAUAUCGAACGACUGGUCAGAACACCAGACAGAAGUAUUCUGAUUGAAGUUGAGGACAAAGAGUCGUCUCUUUUGGAGGAUUCAAAGCUUGUAGACAGUGAAGAUUCAUUGUCGGAGACAGAAGAUGAAAAGAGUGUAAAGAAGAUCAGGAAACGGCCGAGUUCGGCCAUGGCUGGGGAUAGGAAUCUUCAGAUUAAAGGUAGGUAUAUCAAUCUCCUUGUUAUACUUAUUGUUUUUUUUGGCUUUUAAAUUGAUGUUUUUGAUUUUAUAAGGCUUAAAGUAUAACUUUUUAAAAUAAUAUUAACAUAGAUUUAAAAGUAUUUUGUUCUAGUUCAACGUCUAUCAGAUGGGAAGUAA